This is a messenger RNA of Triticum dicoccoides, 1574 nucleotides long. RefSeq lists its product as uncharacterized. The transcript has 2 exons. The record is from RefSeq and is a predicted model, not a curated record. Bases 457 to 1509 code for a protein of 350 amino acids. NCBI's taxonomy places the organism in Eukaryota, Viridiplantae, Streptophyta, Magnoliopsida, Poales, Poaceae.
CCUCCCCAUUCAUACCCGCCGCCACCUAGAAUGAAACCCUAAACUUGUUCUUCCCUUUCGUUUUUAUCACCACCAAACAUCUAUUUGUCAUCUUCGCGGCGGAACCAACCAACAACCAUUCCCACUCUAGUCACUGUUUUCUUUGAAUUUGGUCAAUUUCCCACCAUCUCUUCCAGAAAGCAAAACGAGGUCUCCAUCGGACAUAGCUCAUAACCAAAUCAAGAGUGCCUUGAUCAGACGAAAGGGAGCUAUCUAUUUUUGGUAUCUUCAUAGAUCAUGGACAUUGUGUGCUCCCAUGCCAGCACAAAAUGGAGAGACUGGGCCAAACUAUGUACAGAUCUUGCAAAGGAAAUCUCCAAUUGACUACUCACCUUUGACAUUGCAGACUACAUCCGCUUUCGGGCAACUUGCAAGCCAUGGAGUGACUUCACUGAUGACUCCCGUACAUGUGAUGUGAUGGUCAUUCGCUUUCGCCCGCGCAAGUGGAUCACGCUCGCUCACUGUGCAUCCCCGUCACGGUGGACCCUUCUCAAUGUCACCACCGGUGCUCGUACCAACAUUGAUUUCCCGGAUCUGGACGCCCACCAUUACCUCGGCACGGCCGAUGGCCUCCUUGUCCUUGGCCAUAAGCGCACUAAUAUCAUUCAUCUUCUCCACCCAUUCAUCGGUAAGACCACUGAGUUCCCUUCACACUACGCACCAUCCACAUUGAAUAGGAGCCUCCGAGUGAACUUAUCUGCCAUCAAUGGUGCCGGCACCGAUGACUCGACUAUUCUCAGUACGCUCGUCAUUAGUCUAAGAAAUGGUUUGCGUCAAUUUAUUUGUGCCAAGCCUAGUGACAAGCUUUGGGCUUUUGUGCAAGCUAUCAACCAACACUCAGCUAGCAUUGUUGACAAGGUUAGAGGCCACUCACCGCUGACCUUUGGAGGGCGAUGCUACUUCACGACAUCGGACGGCAUGAUAAUUGCAUUGGAUUUAACCCCUGGGGUUGAACCUCAUAUGGUUUGCCUCCUCGAUAAAGACCCAUGGUUGGUGAACCAUCAGGAAACAAUAAUUUACUCCUAUCUUGUUAGGUCCCAUGAUCAAAUGCUCAUGCUGAGGUACCUCUUCGGUAUGAACCUUCUCCGGGAAGGUGGAUUCAAUGAAGAAGAUAUAUUCAUGUGCCAAGAUUGCCCAUCCCUUGUGGAGGUGCUUGAGGUGGACCUCCCUAGGAGAAGAUUGGUGACACAACAUGGAAUUGGUAGCCGUUGUGCAGCAUUCGUUGGCGCCUCUCACACAGUCAUGGUAUCCACUGAGAAAUUCCCUCGGAUCAUUUCCAAUGCAGUAUACCUCAACUAUUUUAUGCAAGGAUUAUUUCGUCAUUUUGGUGCCUACUGCUUUGAAGAUAAGACAGCUAUAUCUGCAAGAAACUUUCAAGAUCGUCGAAUUGGCAAAAACUCUCCUUGUGCAUGCCACUGGGAGCUUGAAGAUUAUCUUAUGUGUGAUGUUGAGAAGGGCUACCAUAUGUAAGGCCAUAAAUUCACUACUCGCGACAUUUAUGGGCAAUUCAUCUGCUUCAAAAAUAAAAUGUUCAU